AUUUCAUUCAAUUAAUGGUAGUGUUUGGCAUAUAUCGGGUGACAAGUAAUGCAUUUCACGCAGAAAUGGCUAAUUAUCCCAACAUUACUACCGAUGAGUGCGGGAUAUCCAGGGAUUCAUUACUGAUGGACAACAAGUGCUUUACAUACCAUAAAGUGGAUAAUACAGUGAGUCGUAUAUUCAAUGGUAGGCGGGCCACAGAUGGAGAGUUACCCUGGCACGUUUAUAUAAAGAUAUCCACAAAACUAAAUUAUUAUUGCGGGGGCAGUAUAUUGAAUGAGUGGUGGAUAUUAACCGCCGCUCACUGUGUUGUACAAAAUUUACAUGGUACCGUAACCAUUUACCCGGGAAUGCUCAGCAGAUUUCAUCCCGGUACCGGAUACCUAUCCAAGAAAAUUAUAAUACACCAAGCUGAUGACAUCGCACUCAUUGAGCUGAACACUGCACUCAACUUCACGGCCCCGAAAGGCUCACACUAUCGGCGGUUAAACAGCGUUUGUCUCCCGAAAGCAGACAUCAAGAACACCGACAAAGAGUACGCUUUGGUCGCCGGUUUUGGUCGCAUUAAUGACACACAUUAUCCCAAUUGGCUUCAGAUGGGUUGGGGUGAUAGUGGCGGUGGAGUAAUACAGUGGCAAAACGGUAGGGCUGUAGUGAUAGGAAUUGUGGAAAUGACUACAGGUUGCAAUUAUACUGAAUUUUACCGUUUCGUGCGGACAUCGCUGAAGGGUGAUAGUGGCGGUGGAGUAAUACAGUGGCAAAACGGUAGGGCUGUAGUGAUAGGAAUUGUGGAAAUGACUACAGGUUGCAAUUAUACUGAAUUUUACCGUUUCGUGCGGACAUCGCUGAAGGUUAAUUGGAUUAACAAACAGAUUAAUGUUACUUACAAUAGAGUAGAGACAUGUAUAAACUGA
Messenger RNA from Medioppia subpectinata, 914 nucleotides. Lineage: Eukaryota; Metazoa; Arthropoda; Arachnida; Sarcoptiformes; Oppiidae. The record is from the annotation of a GenBank genome assembly.